Molecule: messenger RNA, 888 nt
Organism: Diorhabda sublineata
Lineage: Eukaryota; Metazoa; Arthropoda; Insecta; Coleoptera; Chrysomelidae
Product: MAPK regulated corepressor interacting protein 2
Exons: 2
Coding region: 153-446 (97 amino acids)
Source: RefSeq, a predicted model, not a curated record
AAUUUCAAUGUCACCUGUCAUUUAUUGAUAAUUUGUCAACAUUGAAAUGAAAGUAGAAAAACAUUAAUUCUACACAUUGCAUUCAAAGCAAAAGGUUCUUUUCAUUGUAAAUUUCAUGAUAUAACAUUUUUUGUGAAAAUUCCAUUUGAAAGAUGAGUGGUCCGCGUAUGGGAAUGCAACAAUUAAAUGGAAAUACUCGUAGACCUCCACAGGUCAAUCGUUUGAACUCCAAUGAUAGAAAUGCCCAUACACAACACGAAGAACUUAUAAGAUAUAUUCACGAUUCUUGGAGUAAAAUUGAAAUGGACCGAAGUUCUACACCUACCAUGUAUUAUCAAGAUGAAACCAAUCAACGUUUAAAAGACUUUCAGCCUUUCGAUUUAGAGGGAUAUUGGGGUAGGAGAAAGCUUCAAAAUAUGAAUACUAAUAAGCAUCAACAAUCAUAGCAUUUUUAUUUUGGUGUUUUUAGUGCUCGUGUGAUUAAUACUAUUGUUUAGUAAAAAAUGUCCCUUUUUUGAAAUUAAUUCAGUGUAUUUUGUGAGCUACAUGCUGAAAAAUUGUAAAGAAAACCACAUUUUGUAUUUAAGAAGGCUGCUAAAUGUGUUUUUAAACUAUAGUUUGUAAGUACUCUGCAGUUUAAGUAUAAAUAGGGCAUUGUAAGUAAGCUAACGGUAGAUAUGCACUUUAUAUCUUUAUUUUUGAUUAUUUUAUUAUUCUAUUCUAUCUAUAGAUUAGAUAACUUCUGUAGAUUUUCAAUUUUUGACUAGACUUUACAUUGUAUGUUCAUUCUUUUAUGAGUUUACAAAAGUUUAUAUAAAACUAAUCAGUUCACAAAAGCAAUAAUCAUUUUGUGAAGUUUACAUAAUUAAAUACAGUAUUUUGUAUCUA